This is a messenger RNA of Agrilus planipennis (emerald ash borer), 2727 nucleotides long. Its product is annotated as gastrula zinc finger protein XlCGF8.2DB-like. Gene Ontology annotation, molecular function: DNA-binding transcription factor activity, RNA polymerase II-specific; RNA polymerase II cis-regulatory region sequence-specific DNA binding; zinc ion binding. The record is from RefSeq and is a predicted model, not a curated record. Gene Ontology annotation, cellular component: nucleus. The coding region runs from base 353 to 1432 and encodes 359 amino acids. Gene Ontology annotation, biological process: regulation of transcription by RNA polymerase II. Lineage: Eukaryota; Metazoa; Arthropoda; Insecta; Coleoptera; Buprestidae. The transcript is spliced from 7 exons.
AUAUUAGUUAUUUAAAAAAGACGUCAUGAGGUUUGCUUAUGAUAGUAAAUCACAAAUUUAACUGAAAUUAAAUGAAUGAAUUCACUGCCCAGCAUGAAAUAAUUUUUUCAAAAGAAUAAAAACGGCAAUUUUGUCAAAAGUUUAAAAAACAAAAACUACCAAUGUCGCAGAUUUUCGACAUUCAGUGUUAACACAGCAGAAUAUUGUCAAACAAAAAUAAUGUUAGUACAGGUUAUUUUUUUGAUACAAGUGGUAAAGGACGGAACUAGUACAAUUAUUAAAAAAUGAUAACAUUUUUAAAAUAACGCUCAGAACAUAGAUAAAAGAGAAUUAUUUGAACUUCUCAUCAAUAAUGUCCUUUGCACAAAUUUGUAGAAUGUGCUUAAAGAAAAAUAAUGACUUAAAAGAUAUUUUUAUGGUGGAAUUAUUAGGAGGACUACUAAUUUCGAUAGCAGAAGCUCUACAUACGUUUAUUUCAGUUCAGGUUAUUGAUACAAAUGAUGGACUUCCUCAACAAAUAUGUGUGGAAUGUAUAAACAGAUUACGUGAAUUUUAUUCUUUUAAAAGAACAUGUGAAGACUCUGAUAAAAAAUUAAGAAUCAUAAAAACUGACUUAGAGAUUGCAGACAAUGAUACUGACUUAAUAAAUGAUACAAAUAGUAUUGAAGAUGGUAGCAACAAUAAAAAGAAACAUUGUAGGAAAUACAUUACAGUAUCAUAUUCAAAUAAGCUAUGGCAGAGAUUAGAAGAUAAGGAGAAUUCUGGUCAGGACUUUAAUGAUCAGAAACGAAAGAACUUAGUUAAACUAAAUGAAAAGAAAUCUUGUAAAAAUAACACAUGUUUUACAUGUAACAAAAGUUUUAGAUUUGCCAGCAUUUUGGAAAGACAUAAACUUGUACACACUGGAGAAAAACCGAUUUUGUGUAAUAUUUGUGGUUGUAAAUUUACUCAAAUGUCAUAUUUAAAAAUACAUUCUCUAAAACAUACAGGAGAAAAACCAUAUAAAUGCAGUGUUUGUGAAAAGAGUUUUGCUGCAAGAGGAACCCUAAAGAGUCAUAUAAGAACACAUACAGGAGAAAAGCCGUUUGUGUGCAAGAUAUGUGGAAAACUUUUUCCACAGUCUGGGUAUUUAUCAUCCCACAUAAGAAUUCACACUGGAGAGAAGCCUUUAGAAUGUAAAGUAUGCUUGAGAAGAUUUAAUCAAAGUAGUAGACUGGUAACUCACAUGAGAAUACAUAGUGGAGAAAAACCAUAUUCGUGCUCCUAUUGCGGGCGUAAUUUUGCUAUCAAGGGAACACUGACCAAGCAUAUUAGAACUCAUACCGGCGAGAGACCAUAUAUUUGCAGCAUUUGCGGACAAACAUUUGCACAAAAUGGAACUUUAUUAACUCACAUGAAAACUCACAAGGAUUUAACUACAACAAACAAAUAACAAUAAAUGUACACGAUUUUAAAUGUAUUUUUAAAUAAAAACUAAUAUAAAAAUAAACGGCAAUUGGGAAAAAAAAUGACAACUGACGACUGACAAUUAAUUACCUAACCUCAAAUUUUAGACGAAAAAAAAAGUACGGUUAAUUUUGUAUGUUAAAGCUUACCGGAAAACUAUAUUUAAAUAAAUGAGUGUUGUAUUAAGCUUUGUACUACUAAUUUAAAUAAUUAAUGUAUUUUCUGGUGUGUGCACGUGUUUUAUGACUUUUUGUAAAUGGCAUCAGAUUCUGAAUCAAACAGAAGUGUUAGUCCUGUUGGUCAUACAACGGCACCCACACCAGGGUACAAUUUAGACCGGUCUCGUUCUAAUUCUCCUAAUUAUGAUAAUAAUGCACAUAACAAUCGUUCGAGAUCUUCUUCAGUAAAUUCAAAUGCAUCUGAAAGAUCUCAGAGUGGAGUUUCAGAAAGAUCUGGAUCUGCCGCCUCAAAUCGGUCGGAAUCUAGGAAAUCUAGAUCGCAAUCAAGAAGUGUAAGAUCAAACCGUACCCCUUCAAAUGAAUCACAGAAAUCAAGGUCAGUUUCAGUUCAAUCUAACAGAUCUUCUGGGUCAAACCGAUCAAGAAAUUCCUCAAUAGCAUCAAACAGGUCAAGAUCACAAUCAGCAGUUUCUGAAAAGUCUAUAGAAAGUGGUAAAAGUAAAUCUCAAUCACCACAAUCAAAUCGGUCCCAUUCUGUUGCAUCUAACAGGUCAGGAUCUGUUGCAUCUAAUAGAUCUCGAUCAGCAGCCUCAAAUAGAUCAAAAUCUCCAGAUUCAAAUAGAUCUGGAUCAGCAGCUUCAAACAGAUCCAGAUCGUCAUCUGUGCACUCUAAUAAAUCUGCACCGUCACAAAAAUCCAGAUCACCAUCUGCAGAUUCCAACAGGUCACGGUCACGUUCUGCUGUUUCAAUCAAAUCAAGAUCUGCUGAAAGUUCCCAUAGUUCAAGAUCUCACUCUGUAGGUUCACGUAGGUCGAAGAGUGCAGAGUCAAACAAAUCUGGAAGAAAAACUCCUGAUAGUAGAUCAAAUAGCCCCAACCUACAAAUUGAUGCAGGCUCACCAAGUGACCAUGAAGACCAGAAACGUAAAAGAGAUAGUUCAGAAGAAAAAGAAACCAGAAAAAAGACUAAAAUCCUUUCCGAUAGCGAAAAUGAGGGAGAAAAUGAAAAUGGGAAGAGUGAAGAACCUAGUGCUGCAGCACUGUUCGGAGAUGCUGACGAUAUAAGUAGUGAAGAAGAAAAGGAGAAGGAAAAGGCAGUAGA